AUGAAGUUCCAAUACGCCGCUCUUGCUGCUGUCUUCGCCACUGUCUGCGCUGCCCAAAACCUCAACAUCCCAACUCGAUCCGGCAAGAUCGUUUCCCUCCCCGCACCAAGCGUUAUCUCUGGAGUUCAUGAUUACGCCAACAAGGAGUUUGACCGUGGUCGUCCUUGCGACUCUGAUGAUGACACUGGAUCUGCCAACGCUGUCUUCAUCCUUAAGAACGGUGCUACUUUGAGCAACGUCAUCAUCGGAGGGAAUUCUCUUGAGGGAGUUCACUGCGAGGGUGCUUGCACUCUUAAGAACGUCUGGUUCCGCAAAGUCUGCGAAGAUGCCAUCACUCUCAAGGGUACCGGAAGCGUCUUGAUCCAAGGAGGUGGAGCUCAGGACGCCAUCGACAAGGUUGUCCAACACAACGGAAGAGGAACCGUCACCAUCAAGGACUACACCGUCGUCAACGUCGGCAAGCUCUUCCGAAGCUGCGGUAACUGCAGCAAGAACGGCGGCCCAAGAAACGUCAUUGUCCAAAACGUCAAGGCCAGGAACGUUAAGGCUGAUCUCGUCGGUAUCAACUCCAACUACGGCGAUGUCGCCAUCAUCUCUGGAUCGUGCGGAACCGGUAUCAAGCAUGUCUGCCAGGAAUUCAAGGGUAUUAUCAAGAACGGUAAACAGGAGUCUCCCAAGCUCAAGACCACCGCUAACUGCCGUGGCGCUCAGGCCAAGUCCAUCCCCGCCUGUUAA
Messenger RNA from Linnemannia hyalina, 735 nucleotides. The record is from the annotation of a GenBank genome assembly. NCBI's taxonomy places the organism in Eukaryota, Fungi, Mortierellomycota, Mortierellomycetes, Mortierellales, Mortierellaceae.